Priapulus caudatus is the source of this 1161-nucleotide messenger RNA. RefSeq lists its product as uncharacterized. The transcript is spliced from 3 exons. Gene Ontology annotation, molecular function: 3'-5' exonuclease activity; 5'-3' exonuclease activity. Lineage: Eukaryota; Metazoa; Priapulida; Priapulimorpha; Priapulimorphida; Priapulidae. The coding region runs from base 9 to 638 and encodes 209 amino acids. The record is from RefSeq and is a predicted model, not a curated record.
AGAAUAAAAUGGCCGAUCAUAGGCGAAGAGUGUCUUCACAUUCCAGCAAAAUUGCUAAAAAUCGCAAUUCGUCGACAGAUAGCAAUACGCAAAAUGCAUUCAGGAAUGAUGGUAGUUUUAUGGAACUAUUUAGAAAGAAAAUGGAAGAGGAAGAGCGAAAGAAAAAGCUGUUAGUGUUAGAUUUGCAAGCCCAAGUCUCGGAUGUCAAAGAAUGCACAUCGUCGCCGACAGUGGCGACAACGACGAUGUCAACAUCAGCAGCGAAACAACGAGCAGUUGUUGACAAAGAAUUAAGCGACUCCGGAAGUUGCACCGAAGAUUCUUCUAAUUCGUGUAUAGAGGCUACGAAUCACAAUAAGAUAUCUUCAAGCUCGCAUGAUCGUUCCGAAACUAACCCCGUGGCAGUUGAAAGCAGUUCACAAGCAACUGUACCCGUGAAGAAACCAAGCUUGUUGUCAUACGUCGGUAAGCGACGAGGAAGCAAACCUGCCCUGAAAACAGGCAUUGUGAAGAAGCAGAAGAACGAUGGUGAUGCUGAGGUGCCCAAAGAACCGUGGGAACGAUACCUACAUGAGGUGCGCAAGUAUAAAAGCCAAAUGUGCACAGACGAAGAUCAAACAAGACCACUUGUUAAGUGACAGUGCAUCACUGUGUUGAACAGUUAAGGUUUAAAGCUGUAUAAGUAUUUGUUAUUGUUUUACUGCAACACUAGUAGAACAGCACUCACGUUUUAGAAGUAGUACGUGCACUAUUUCAGAUAAUCACAUAUAAAUUUUAUUAUGUAAUCAUACAGUACAUACAUCAAGUGUUGAUUAGAUUGCUGCACUAGUCAAUUCUAACAUCUUGAGCUAGUUUGAAGGUGUGUCAUGCUGUAAUUGGCAGUUUCUGUGAAGCCUUGCAGGAGAAGGGAUUACUAUAGUUUGGUUUAAAAAAAAGCCACCUGAACAUUACACAUUAUCGCCUAACUUACAGAUAGGAUAAGCUCUACCAAUAUCCUGUCUAAGAGCCUUGCCGUAGUAUGUAUUGUGUUAUGUAUAGACGUAUUAUGCCCACUCAUAUCUUGAAAGACACCAUCUAUGCUACAUGGGCGGAUCCAGGAUUUUUGAAAAGGGGGUGUCCAGGAAGAAAUAAAGGGCACUUUUUCAUGCUUACUUUUUCUGG